AUGACGACAUCUGGAGUGCUACAGACUAUAGCUACACAGAUUAUACCUCAACAGACUACAGCACCACAGACUACAGCACCACAGACUACAGCACCACAGACUACAGCACCACAGACUACAGCACCACAGACUACAGGACCACAGACUACAGGACCACAGACUACAGCACCACAGACUACAGCACCACAGACUACAGCACCACAGACUACAGCACCACAGACUACAGAACCACAGACUACAGCACCACAGACUACAGAACCACAGACUACAGAACCACAGACUACAGAACCACAGACUACAGCACCACAGACUACAGCACCACAGACUACAGAACCACAGACUACAGAACCACAGACUACAGAACCACAGACUACAGAACCACAGACUACAGCACCACAGACUACAGAACCACAGACUACAGCACCACAGACUACAGCACCACAGACUACAGCACCACAGACUACAGGACCACAGACUACAGAACCACAGACUACAGAACCACAGACUACAGCACCACAGACUACAGCACCACAGACUACAGAACCACAGACUACAGAACCACAGACUACAGCACCACAGACUACAGCACCACAGACUACAGCACCACAGACUACAGCACCACAGACUACAGCACCACAGACUACAGGACCACAGACUACAGGACCACAGACUACAGCACCACAGACUACAGCACCACAGACUACAGCACCACAGACUACAGCACCACAGACUACAGAACCACAGACUACAGCACCACAGACUACAGCACCACAGACUACAGCACCACAGACUACAGCACCACAGACUACAGCACCACAGACUACAGCACCACAGACUACAGCACCACAGACUACAGGACCACAGACUACAGCACCACAGACUACAGCACCACAGACUACAGCACCACAGACUACAGCACCACAGACUACAGCACCACAGACUACAGCACCACAGACUACAGCACCACAGACUACAGAACCACAGACUACAGCACCACAGACUACAGCACCACAGACUACAGCACCACAGACUACAUCACCACAGACUACAGCACCACAGACUACAGAACCACAGACUACAGAACCACAGACUACAGAACCACAGACUACAUCACCACAGACUACAGCACCACAGACUACAGCACCACAGACUACAGCACCACAGACUACAGCACCACAACUAUAG
This is a messenger RNA of Schistocerca gregaria, 1185 nucleotides long. RefSeq names its product salivary glue protein Sgs-3-like. Lineage: Eukaryota; Metazoa; Arthropoda; Insecta; Orthoptera; Acrididae. The transcript has a single exon. The record is from RefSeq and is a predicted model, not a curated record. Bases 1 to 1185 code for a protein of 394 amino acids.